UCCCCCCGCCACUCUAUAAACAGGUUGGGGGGGAAGUAUCCACAGCAGUUGGGAGUUUGGAGCAGUUACUCUGUCCGUGGCUUUUUUGAGUUUUUUUAACGUCUAGUUUUUCUUUGUACGUUUUAAUUUUUUGUUAACCUAUUUGUUUUGACCUAAAUUUGGAUUAUCUUAUGUUAUCAUCUCCUUCAGUAUUGGGGGGGACUUUUAUAAAUAUACCGAGGCAUCUCCCACCUACAGUGUAAAUCUCCAUUUACUUACUGUUCUCUUCCUCUCCGUUAUCACACAAAGCCCCCCAUCAUGUGGGAGUUCCGCUCAUUCUCCUUUUGGAGAGCCGUUUUUGCUGAAUUUUUUGGUACUAUGUUCUAUGUUUUCUUUGGCUUGGGUGCAUCUCUGAAGUGGGCAGCUGGCCCAGCUAAUGUAUUGGUUAUCGCAUUAGCAUUUGGUCUUGUACUGGCCACUAUGGUCCAAUCUAUUGGCCAUGUCAGCGGUGCUCAUAUUAACCCAGCAGUCACUUUUGCCUUCCUUAUCGGCUCACAGAUGUCCCUGUUCCGUGCCAUUUUCUACAUUGCAGCACAACUGCUGGGAGCAGUAGCCGGAGCUGCCGUUCUGUAUGGUGUCACUCCUGCAGCAAUCCGUGGCAACAUGGGCCUUAACACGCUCCAUCCUGGUGUGAGUCUUGGCCAGGCAACAACAGUAGAGAUUUUCCUCACCCUCCAAUUUGUGCUCUGUAUCUUUGCCACCUAUGAUGAAAGGAGGAAUGGACGCUUGGGUUCUGUAUCUUUGGCCAUUGGAUUUUCUCUCACUUUGGGACACCUCUUUGGGUUAUAUUACACUGGUGCCAGUAUGAACCCUGCCAGAUCAUUUGCUCCAGCAGUACUCACCAGAAAUUUCACCAAUCAUUGGGUCUACUGGGUUGGCCCCAUCAUCGGUGGAGCACUCGGAGGUCUUGUUUAUGACUUCAUCCUCUUUCCAAGAAUGAGAGGGCUGUCAGAGAGACUUUCAAUCCUUAAAGGAGCUCGACCUGCGGAGCCUGAAGGCCAGCAGGAAGCAUCAGGAGAGCCUAUAGAACUGAAAACACAAUCUCUAUAAAUGAAACCUCUGCACAAUUACAUAGUGACACACAAGCAUUCACACACGCACACAAUUUUGACCUAGUUAGCGUAAUAUCCGUCAUGGAAAGUGUGUUGGGGGGUCGGGUUAUACUUUGAAAGAUGUUUCUUUUCUUACCAGGCUGUGGGUAUUGUGUUGAAAUAGAGGCAAAUGAAGCGGUUAAUGUGCUUGACUUUCUCAUCAAAGUUGGGAUGGGGUCGUUUAAAGGGGUCAAACAACUCAGGGGUAAAAUAUAUUUAUAUCACACAGAAAGGUAUUUACAGUUCAAACUAGAGGGAUUCAUCCUCCCUGCCACAAAAAAUUUUUAGCACUGAAGUUGAAACCAGAUGGUAAUACAGCUCCUAAGUGCCUUAUUAACAUGUCAGCUAUAAGCAUUUAAUUAGAUGUAAAGGUCCCCAUCAAACUUCCAAACCACCCGCUUAACUGUGCCUCUAAUGCUGCUGUACAUCUCAGACACAUUAUUUUCUUUAUAUUGCGUUUUACUUUUUGCUGGUUUAACGAAAUGUUUUCUUUUUUGUGUUUUAAGAAGGUGGAGAAGAAUAUUGUACCAAAACCCCUUUUCUUUUAAAAUGAACUCUAUUAAAAUAUUCUGUAGGCAUCUUGUAACAGGAAAGGCAUUUCCCCCAUUAACUUAUACUUAUGAAAUCCCUUUGUGUGGUAAUGUUUGCCCCAUAAUCUUUAACAUAAAGACUUCCAUAUUUAAUGCUGCUCAGGGUUAGUCAUCCACCCUGUACAUAUUUUCCUUCCAAUAUGUAAGGGACAAAUGGGGUUAACAACCCUUGAUAUAAUUGAAUGGCAGCUCCUUAUUUUUAAAAAGGCUGGUAUGGACAUUUCAUGUGCAACAUCUGCCCUUUAUUAAAUGUUUAAAAACAAAAAUACUAUAACUGGAAAAACAUGUCAACUGUCUUGGAUUUCUCACAUCCAAUAUAUCUCUUGAUCAAGUUAUCUGUUUUAAAGCUGCUCUCUUCUUUCUUAUACUGGUAAUUAGUUAGGAACAAAUUAUAUUUUAGUAUGGAGAAUGCAGCUUGGCCGAUUUGUUUUAUAAAUAAUGACAUGACAUGUUUCUUUAAACUUGAUUAAUGUAGCUAAUAUUAUUUGGUUUGAUCAUAAAUGCAAUUGAAAUUUGGGGUAAGUAGGUGUGUCUCUUAAAACUGAAUUUCAAUUUAGGUAUAUUAUUAUUUAUUACCAAGCUGCAUUGUGUUUAGGUCUGAUCACAUUGUUUAUUAACUUAGCCCAGAAUUCUACUUUGUGUUACAUAUUUCCUCAGAAUCAGCACCUGCACAAUAUACAUCUAUGUGACAUAUAUGUUUACUGAAUGUGAGGUAAUACAAAAAUCAUACUUCUGAAUAUAUAUAUAUAUAUAUAUAUAUAAAAUCUAUCCCCAGGGUGCAUGUCAGUAAAUAGGAACCUUACAGAAAUAUUGACAUUUGGCACAGAGUGAAAAGUUUUUAAAUAUUUCAGUCCCAAAGUGGUUAGCGAAUGAUUUCAACCACAAUAUAUACAACAUUGGGCAGUUCAGAGUCAGAAUCAGUGAAAUUCUGCUGUAUCUGGUGAAUGCAAUUUAAACGUGAUGCAUUGUAACAGGAUAAUAAAUAAAAAAAAAUUUAAUUCAUAUCACCUAUUUCAUGUUCAUGUAAAACCCCUUUGGGGCUUUUAAGGCUGCAACAUGUUUAAAAGGUACCCUUUAUUAAUAUAGGCAUAAUUACCGAAGCCAGUAUGAACAGCAGUACGCUUAUUACAUUAUAUCUAAUGAUGCUGCGCUGACCAGCACUGUAUAAGGUUUACAAUCAAUGUGCCUUUGCUAAACUGCAUACAGAUCUACAUGGCAUAAAUGCUAAAAAAUGUUAGAUAGAUUUCUGAAAAGAAGAAUUAAGAAGAUUUUAUAGAAACCAUUUACAUAAGCAAUAUAGAAUUAAUUAAUAUAGCCAUGAUAACAUUGACGGGGCAAUACUGGUAUCCGUGUUCAUCCUGUUUUUGAACAAAAUGGCUCCAGUGGAAAGUUUUAGGUUAAUAUGGGUAUAAAGCUGAGGUGUCAUAUAAAUAUGUCCAACUAAACUGUAACUGCUGCACCUCACUGCUCGAAGCUAAAGCCAGAGUCAAUUUGCAUAUAUGGAUGAGGCAGCGUGGCGUUUAUAUGUAUGGGGCUUGGGUGGGUGAUAAACAUCUGAUUCGUAAGCGAGUUGAAAGUAAAUGUGCCUCUUCUACUUCUGGCACAAUAGAAAUAUUAAAUUUAAUUAAGGCAGAUACUAUGUUGAGACCAAAGGCUACAUUAUAUGGCUUCUAUGUCAAUGAAUCCUACAAAUAAAUUCAGAGUAUAUAUAUGUGUGGCACUGGUAAUGGUUGCAAAGCCAAAUGGAGCAGGCCUGAUAUGUCUGCAAAUUUUAAGAUUUGCAAAGCAUACAGUGCAUUCUCAAGCACAAUACCCUGGCAUUUUCACUGCUUUGCUGUGGACGAAUUUAGUACAACAAAUCUUAAUUUAUAUUAGUUUGCUCAGCAUAUCUUUCAAGUUCUGUCUAGUCUGCCUUUAGGAGCUUUUCAAAUAUCAAUGGCAAAGGGAGCAAAAGAACAAAAAGUGACAAAAUAUGUUUAUUUUUAAGUAAAUAAUGAUAUAUUCAACACCAGGAAUCACAGGUACAAGUAUACCAUCAUAAUUAUCUGCAUAAAUAAUUUACUUAAUUAUAAAAUUUAAUUCAAGAUAAAAUGCGAUGUUUACAAAUUUUAAUAUGUAUAUAAGUAUAGUUAAUUUUUGCAUUCUUUCACUGUCAGUGUGGUCAUUUGUUCACAAAUUAUGUAUGAUAAAUAACUUGUGGAAUCUCAUUAAAGUUGGUUUUGACUACCUUA
Rana temporaria (common frog) is the source of this 3951-nucleotide messenger RNA. RefSeq names its product lens fiber major intrinsic protein. NCBI's taxonomy places the organism in Eukaryota, Metazoa, Chordata, Amphibia, Anura, Ranidae. The coding region runs from base 298 to 1089 and encodes 263 amino acids. Gene Ontology annotation, biological process: transmembrane transport. Gene Ontology annotation, molecular function: water channel activity. The record is from RefSeq and is a predicted model, not a curated record. The transcript has 4 exons. Gene Ontology annotation, cellular component: apical plasma membrane; plasma membrane.